AUGGACAAGUCCAGCAACACCGACAGGGUGGUGGUAGAGCGUCCAGAACCCGGUGACCUCCAAGCCUUCCUACCCUGGGCCUGCGGCCAGCUGCAGCUGCCCAAGAAUGUGGUCAUCAUCAGGAACCUGCAGAACGAAUACGUAAGCGCGGUAACCACCGACCGCGGCAAGUCCAAGGGCAAGUCGAAGCCGCGGCUGCCAUCCGUGGUGGACGACCAGGAGAAGGACGAGCACAGCGUCAGCCACCAGGAGGACAACGACCUCAUCCGCAUCCACGCCAUCUACGACUACGCCGACAACCUCGUCGGCCUCCGCUUCGACAAGAGCAACAUCCCCCGCUUGCUCAUGCAGAUCCUCGGCCUCAUCAUCAAGUUCCAAAUCUACCUCACCAGCCUCACCAUCAACCAAGGCCUUAACAAGUACGUCCUUUAUGAAAUCGUCACCUUCCUCCCCAAUUCUAGAAUCACUGAUAUCACCUUGGACAACUGCUUUUUAAGCGAAGGUACUUACUAUACGCUUCUCGAAAACACUUCUUCUUUAAGAAAUCUAUCCUUGUCUAGAUGCAGAAUUAAUGACCAGGCUGUAGCUUUGAUAGCAGCUCAAUUAUAUCAUCCUAAACCUGGAUCUACUACUCUUGUUAUUCUGAAUCUGUCCAGCAAUAGGAUUACAGAUGUCGGUGCGCGAACUAUUAGAGAAGCAUUGAAGAUGAAUACAAAGCUAGCGUAUUUGAAUUUAGCUGACAAUUUCAUUACUGACGAAGGAGCCGCGGCCAUCUUCGAUAUUCUAUUAGAAUACCCGUUAACACCACAGGACGUUAUGGACAUGAAAAGUAGAAAUAUAGAUUAUUUACGAAAGAAGGAAGCCGCGAUAAUACAGAUAGCGAAAGAUUUACGAGUAACGGAUAUGGUUAAAGGCAAAGGCAAGCCGAUGCCGCGGAACGUGAUAAAAGCGAAAGGAAAAGACGAUAUAACUAGUGAAAAGAGCGCCUGUUACAAUGACGCGUACUUCUAUGAGAAGGCAAGAGCUAUGGCAGAGAGUCUUACGCCUUCUAAUGAUCCGUACAGUUCUGAGAAUGUAACUUACCGGGACGGUGUUACUUAUAGUUUGGGGAACAACACUCUAUGUCUCCUGAACUUGUCGUACAACGGCUUGAGUUACCCGAGCGCGGUGAAGCUGCUGGAGGUGCUGGUGUACCAGCGGGACGUGGACAGGAAGCCGCGGGGGCUGCUGAGCUGCCGGGUGGAGGGGAACCCGCUGCCCGUCGGGUGCAGGGAGAUGGUGCAGGUCGAGGAGAUGCUGGAGUACGCGCUCUCGGGCCCCGGCAAGCGGACUGCGGCGCCCAUCAAGAAGAAAGGGAAAUAA
Messenger RNA from Cydia amplana, 1362 nucleotides. RefSeq lists its product as uncharacterized. Gene Ontology annotation, molecular function: protein binding. The record is from RefSeq and is a predicted model, not a curated record. NCBI's taxonomy places the organism in Eukaryota, Metazoa, Arthropoda, Insecta, Lepidoptera, Tortricidae. The transcript is spliced from 2 exons. Bases 1 to 1362 code for a protein of 453 amino acids.